Messenger RNA from Vicia villosa (hairy vetch), 1305 nucleotides. RefSeq lists its product as uncharacterized. The coding region runs from base 1 to 1305 and encodes 434 amino acids. NCBI's taxonomy places the organism in Eukaryota, Viridiplantae, Streptophyta, Magnoliopsida, Fabales, Fabaceae. The transcript has a single exon. The record is from RefSeq and is a predicted model, not a curated record.
AUGUCUCAGCAAUCGAAUGAUGAAUCUCCCGUUUUGAACUUAGCAACACUGGAAGAGUCCUCUAACCCUAAUAGGAUUCUUAAGGUUGCCCCUUUAAGGACGAUUAGCAGUGACGAAGUAAAGGCCACAAAGCCUAAAACGACUCAUGCAAAACGGCCGAAGGAGGGUAUCCACAACAAGGGUACCAAAUCCUGUGCAUCUGCUACCAUGGAGGAACUUACUAAAGAAGGAUCCAAAUAUGUCGAUAGCGCAAUUACCAGGAUUGUUACUCGUAUUCUGAAGGAGAAUCAUCAAGUGCCUGGAAUAUCUAUUCCUCUUCAAACCAUAAUGGCUAAUCCCCUCAAUAACACCAGUAAGGCUGAGACUGUUCACACCGUUGAUAGUGACCUAGAAAUCAACAAGGAUGAACAAGGGAUUCCUAAGAAUAUCAAUGUUACUGAGGAUGUCAAUGACAUCGACAAUAAUGAGCACCCUAAGGCCAAUACUGAAAUUGAUACUAAUGUGGUAGACUUAGAUGAGUACUCUGCCGAUGAAUUACUUACCUCCUUGAAUCUUAGUGUAGCCAACAGGCUAAUGACAAGAAGAAAAGGCAAAGCUGUUGUACAAGGAUCUCCUAAAAGGAGCACUCAAGUAAACAACCCUGCCAAAGACGCUGUCAGGAAGAAGAGUACUUCUGCAGGUCCUGUUAAGAGCAAAGCUGUAACCAAGAGUAAAGGGGUUGGUCCAUCAAAAUCUUGGAGUAGGGUCAUUCCAAAGAAAAGAAAGGAGCGGGAAAUUGUUGAACCUGAAUCUGAUGUUGAAGUGAAUGUCCCUGACAUUCCAUCGAGGAAGAAGCCUACAACCAGUAAGCUUGUUGCUAGUAUUCCUGAAGUUCCCAUUGAUAAUGUGUCUUUCCACUAUGCCUCUAGUGCCAGCAGAUGGAAGUAUGUUCUCCAAAAGAGAUUGGCUGUUGAAAGGGAAUUGGCUCCAAAUGCUCUUGAAAACAAGGAGGUCUUAGAGCUGAUUCAAGAAGCUGGGCUGCUAAAAACUGUUUGCAAUCUUCCCAAAUGUUAUGAGAAGCUGGUCAAAGAAUUUGUGGUGAACCUAUCUGAAUAUUGUGGCAACAGCAGGAGUGCAGACUACAUAAAGGUGUUUGUAAGAGGUAAGUGUGUAUCGUUCUCUCCUUCUGUGAUUAAUAAAUUCUUGGGAAGAACAGAUGAAGCUCAAACUGAGCUGGAAGUAACAGACAACCAAGUUUGUCAAGUGAUCACAGCCAAACAAGUAAAAAGCUGGCCCAUGAAAGAGAAGCUAACUGCAAGAAGUUGA